Molecule: messenger RNA, 1728 nt
Organism: Gadus morhua (Atlantic cod)
Lineage: Eukaryota; Metazoa; Chordata; Actinopteri; Gadiformes; Gadidae
Gene: lrrc39
Product: leucine rich repeat containing 39
Exons: 8
Coding region: 399-1403 (334 amino acids)
Cellular component (GO): cytoplasm
Molecular function (GO): protein binding
Source: RefSeq, a predicted model, not a curated record
GUGGGCUCCAAGUAUGCUAUCUUACAACCACGUGAUCACAUGCUGUCGGGGCUAAACUUAGUUCCUUGGGCUUCAGAUUUCACAGUACCGUCAGAGGCACACUAACUCAGUCCUUCACUGGAUUUAACUCAGAGCCUUUUGCUUUGUGGACGUUGGAAGGUAACUUAAUUAUAACCUUUAAGUGAUUUUACUGAGACUUUUCCCUACCGUUCUGGAGUCAAGUGUUCAUGUCGUUGAAUGGUAACAUGCUUAUCUAUUUUAAAAAGCAUCCUUCUGUUUGGUCAACGUCAAAGAGGGUUUGAGACAGGAACCUCUUCUCCACAGGAGUGACUCUGAGAUGAACCAUCAGGGCUGUGACCGCACCUCCCAACCAGGAUGCUGAGAACACAUCAGUCCAGAUGUCGGGAUUUGCCGUGCGUCGCGGAUCUGUCGGCUCAAUCAAGGCUCUGUGGGAGGGGAGGAUCCUAAAGAAUCAAGAGGAGAUUCAGAGACCAAAGCCUAAGGACCAAGACGGCCUAAAUAGACUGAGUGACGUUUGGGAGAAUCGCAUCGUUUUGGCCAAACUGAAAGAGAAGUUGGUCAACGAGGACGGACGUCUCAUCUUCAGGCUGGAGAAAGAAGAAUGGAAGACUUUACCUCAAGCAUUAGUACAUCUCACUCAAGUUCAGGAAUGGCAGAUCCACAGAACAGGACUGCAGAGCAUUCCUAAUUUCAUCUGCAGAUUUGAACAUGUGGUUGUGCUUGACCUGUCCCGCAAUGCCAUCAACGUGAUUCCAAGAGAGAUUGGCUUGUUCUAUCAACAUCCAGGUGAGAUGAGGCGCUUACGCGAGUUGCUGCUAAGUUACAACCAACUAAAAGACAUUCCUGAGGAACUUGGUCGUUGUGAAAAUCUGGAGAGACUGGAGUUGGCGAUGAAUGGAAACCUCAGUGAUUUGCCCUCCGAGCUCAGCCAACUAAAGAAGCUCUGCUACCUGGACCUGUCCAUGAACCGCUUCCUGAGCCUCCCCGAGUGCGUGGUGGGCCUGGCCGGGCUGCAGUGGCUGGACAUGGGAGGGAACCACCUGCAGGGUUUACCUGCAGAUAUCCACAGAAUGGGGAACCUUCACACCCUGUGGCUGCAGAGGAAUGAACUGAAAGAGCUCCCUGAGAAUCUGAGUCUCCUGCAGAGUCUGGAGACGCUGGUCCUCAGCAACAACAGACUGAGAGACAUCCCUGCCCAGAUGGAAGGAAUGGCAAACCUGAGAUUUGUGAACUUUCGGGACAAUCCCCUCACAUUGGAUGUGGUGCUCUUUAACAAGACCCAGCAAGAGGAGGGAGAAGACGAAGACAGAGAGAUGUUUGGGCUUGAUUUCAUGCACAUGUACAUCCAGGAAGCCCGCAGGAGAGACAUGAUGUCAACGUGACUCUAAAGCCAGUAUCCCAAUGUUACCUUCACUUAAGACGUAUUCGUGCUCCGGUUUACGUCAGUAGUUUACGGAUAGCUUUGAUGUUCUAAUAAUAUUAAAAAGUAAAAUGAAUAUGAAUAAUAAAAUAAGUUCUCUAUUAAAAUGUUAUAUUAUUAUGGUAUCAAACUGAAAGCUAAAAGGAAUACCAUAGCAAGAAGAUUAUCAACCUUCUCCUUUGCUGAAUUGCUUUUGUCAAAAAGUUACAAAGAAAUCGUUUAUACCAGACUCCAAAUCAACGAAAAAUGUUUAUAAAACGGUUUGUUAAAAAAAAAAAAAGCUCAUC